Molecule: messenger RNA, 1302 nt
Organism: Lodderomyces beijingensis
Lineage: Eukaryota; Fungi; Ascomycota; Pichiomycetes; Serinales; Debaryomycetaceae
Source: the annotation of a GenBank genome assembly
AUGAAGUUUGAAAUUCUCGCAUCCAUUGCUGUACUUUUAUUUUCCAACUGCCUAAAUGCUUUAUCCAUUCAAAGACAACCAGUAAACUCACAAGCCGUUGAAAGGAGAGGCGGGUUCAAUGCCUGGGAUUACAAUAAAGAUACCGUGAGAGGCUUGAACUUGGGUGGUUGGUUUGUGUUGGAACCCUACAUCACCCCAUCCUUGUUUGGAACUUGGUUGUUUCCACAAAACACACCAGUUGAUGAAUAUCACUUUACCCAGCAAUUGGGUAAAGAGGCCGCCAAGAAUGUUUUAAACCAACAUUGGUCAACUUGGAUCACUGAAAACGAUUUCAAAGAGUUUAGCAAACAAGGGAUCAACACCGUUCGUAUCCCCAUUGGAUACUGGGCGUUCCAAUUGUUGGACAACGACCCAUAUGUGCAAGGCCAAGUCAAGUAUCUCGACCAGGCUUUGCAAUGGGCCAAAGAGACCAAUGUCAAAGUCUGGAUUGACUUGCACGGUGUCCCCGGUUCCCAAAACGGAUUUGAUAACUCUGGUUUGAGAGACCACAUUGACUGGCAAAAGGGCGACAAUGUCAAGGUCACUUUGAACGUCUUGCAAACCAUCUUCAAAAAAUACGGUGGUACCAACUACGCAGACGUUGUGAGUGGUAUUGAAUUGGUCAAUGAGCCAUUGGGCAGCUCGUUGGACAUGGGCCAACUCCACCAAUACUUGCAGGAUGGCUACACCGAUUUGAGAAGCACCGGCUCGUACACUCCAGUAAUCAUCCACGAUGCGUUCCAGCCCAAGGGUUACUGGGACAACUACUUUACCACCGCAGACACCACUUGGAACGUGGUGAUUGACCACCACCACUACCAAGUUUUCUCCCCUGGUGAAGUUGAGCGUAAUAUCGACCAACACUUGAAAGUUGCAUGCGACUGGGGAUGGGACUAUAAAAGUGAAAGCCACUGGCAAGUUGCUGGUGAAUGGUCUGCCGCUUUGACCGAUUGUGCUCCUUUGCUUAAUGGUGUCAAUAGAGGUGCUCGUUACAGCGGGCAAUACGACAAUUCCCCAUUCAUUGGCUCCUGCGAUCCUUACUUGGACAUUGCCAAAUGGCCCCAGGAUUACAAGACUAAGGUUAGAAAAUACAUUGAGGCGCAAUUGGACGCGUUCGAGUACACUGGCGGCUGGAUUUUCUGGAACUUGAAAACUGAGAGUGCCGGUGAAUGGGAUUUCCAAAAGUUGGUCUACAAUAAACUAUUCCCACAACCAUUGACUGACAGGCAGUACCCUAACCAAUGUGGUUUCCCAAGCAAGUGA